AUGCCGCUAGUGCCGCAGGACGUAAGAGGAGUGAGUACCCGUGCAAUGUCAGAAGCGCAGCGUGUGAGGGAAGAGGGUGCUGCAGCUCAAACCAGCGAUGCAGAAGCCAAGCCUGUGCAGGUGGAUCUUCUGCUACAGCUGCAGCAAAUGAUGGCAGAGCAAGCGCGCCGCCAAGAAGAGCAAGCGCGCCGCCAAGAAGAGCAAGCGCGCCGCCAAGAAGAGCAAGCGCGCUGUCAGGCAGAACAGCUGCGGGAGCUGAAAGAAGAGCAAGCGCGCCGCCAAGAAGAGCAAGCGCGCCGCCAAGAAGAGCAAGCGCGCCGCCAAGAAGAGCAAGCGCGCCGCCAAGAAGAGCAAGCACGCUGUCAGGCGGAACAGCUACGGGAGCUGAAAGAAGAUCAAGCUCGUCGCCAAGAGGAUCAAGCUCGCCGCCAAGAGGAGCAAGCGCGUCGCUUGGAAGAGAUGCAUAAGGAUUUCACGAAGGGACUGCAAAAGGCUGUCGAACGGGUACAAGAAGUGGAGGAAGGGUUAGGCAAGUUGGAACAUCGCGUCAUGGCGAUAGAGGAGAGAGUGAAAGAAGAGAUCUCCAAAAUCAAGCAGGAAGUGACAAGCCCAAGCCCUUUGAAGAGCCGAAGCCGUCUUGCAGCCGUUUUUGACGCCCCAAAUGUGGCCUCAAGCGCAACGAAAGGGCUCAAGAUUCCCCAUUACGACGGAACAACAUCCUGGAACGCGUUCAAGCUACAGUUUGAGACACUUAUGGAGGCUUAUGGUUGGACUCAGAAGGAAGCACAGUCAGCCCUCACCCUGGCCCUCCGUGAUCAAGCGCUCUCAGUGCUGGAAGCUAUCGGCGCAAGUGGGGAUCUUAGCUUAAGUGCCCUCCUCGACGCACUUGAGGCACGUUUUGGAGACAGCCACCUCGAGCACGUGUACAGAGCGCAAUUAAAAGAGCGUACUCAGCGUGCUAAUGAGAGCCUACAGCAAUGGUCCGUGGAAAUCGAGAAACUUGUGCGUCGAGCUUUCCGGUCGACUCCGUCAAUGAUUGAAGGCACGCUUCUCCAAGCGUUCAUUGACGGUAUUCGGGACCCCGAAGUACGAGCUGCUGUUCAUCUGGGCCAUCACAAGAACAUGAAAGAAGCUCUGGCCCAUGCAUUGGAAGUGGAAGCUGUGCGUGGUAACUCCCGUACCUUAUGUCUGCGGGAAAUGACGACUACGGAGCAGGUACCUCCACGCCGUCGGAACUUCAUGUGCUAUGGAUGCGGAGAGCGUGGGCACAUGCGGAGCAACUGCCCGAAGAAGGUGAACCGCCAGGACGCGGCGGAAUCAGACGUGGUAUGCGGGAGCGACGGGCAGACGUACCCGUCACAAUGUGAGCUGGACUCGACAGCGUGUCGGGAACAAUCUGAUCUGCAGCUCGCCUACAAAGGCGAUUGUGCUUUGUGUGAAGGUGUUCAGUGCGCGUUUGGAGCUCAUUGUGCUGCUGGCGAGUGCGUAUGUCCUACAGACUGCACUGGUGCUGCUCGGGAACCAGUCUGUGGCAGCACAAUGCAGACUUUUCCAAAUGAGUGUGAACUACAGAAGGCUGCAUGUAGGUUACCGCCACCCGCCAAACUACACGUCAUAUUUUAUGGAGACUGCAAAGACAGACUGGCCGUCGUACCUCCUAUAGCUAUGAGUACGUAUCAAUAA
Molecule: messenger RNA, 1683 nt
Organism: Spodoptera exigua (beet armyworm)
Lineage: Eukaryota; Metazoa; Arthropoda; Insecta; Lepidoptera; Noctuidae
Source: the annotation of a GenBank genome assembly